AUGGCGUGGUGUGACCGUGGGGUUCAGACACUGCUGGCUACCGUGGGGGCUUUCGCCGCUUUCAGCCUCAUGACCAUAGCCAUCGGGACGGACUACUGGCUGUACUCACGGGCAUACAUAUGCAACGCAACCAAUGCCAGUACGGAUGACACCCAGUCACAACCCAAGAAGGCAAGGGGAGAUCUUACGCACUCUGGGCUGUGGAGAAUCUGUUGUAUUGAAGGGAUUAACAUAGGGAGCUGUUACCGUAUCAACCAUUUCCCAGAUGAUAACGACUAUGACACAGACAGCUCAGAAUACCUCCUGCGUAUUGUGCGGGCGUCCAGUGUGUUUCCUAUCCUCAGCACCUGUCUGUUGAUGCUGGGGGGGCUGUGUUUGGCCGUGGGACGUAUCUAUAGCAACAGGAACAGCAUCCUGCUUAGCGCCGGCAUCCUGUUCGUAGCCGCAGGCCUGAGUAACAUCAUUGGCAUCAUUGUCUACAUCUCCAGCAACGCCGGCGACCCCAGUGACAAGCGCGAUGAGGACAAGAAGAACACCUACAGCUACGGCUGGUCCUUCUACUUCGGAGCGCUGUCCUUCAUCGUGGCCGAGAUGGUGGCCGUCCUGGCUGUCAACAUCUACAUCGAGAAGAACAAGGAGGUCCGCUUCCAUGCUCGUCGCGACUUCAUCCGCUCCAUGUCCUCCUCCUCACCCUACUCACGCAUACCCAGUUACCGCUUCCGCCGGCGGACGUCCCACUCCAGCUCGCGCUCCUCUGACGCUUCGCAGGAGAACUCGCCGGCGAGGCUGAAGGGUGGGACCUCGGCAACGGGGCCGUUGGGAGAAUUGACCAUGUACACGUUGACCCGCGAGGGGGGUCUGAAAGGGGGCGUGCCGGAGAACGCAUACAGCCCCGAGCACGGCUCAGGCAAUUUCCUGCAGUUGCACAACUGCUUCCCCAAUGACCUGAAGGACGGGGUCAACCGGCGGACCACGCCCGUGUGA
Salvelinus namaycush (lake trout) is the source of this 984-nucleotide messenger RNA. It is a transcript of the gene cacng4b, whose product is annotated as calcium channel, voltage-dependent, gamma subunit 4b. Bases 1 to 984 code for a protein of 327 amino acids. Gene Ontology annotation, molecular function: channel regulator activity; voltage-gated calcium channel activity. Gene Ontology annotation, biological process: neurotransmitter receptor internalization; regulation of AMPA receptor activity; positive regulation of synaptic transmission, glutamatergic. NCBI's taxonomy places the organism in Eukaryota, Metazoa, Chordata, Actinopteri, Salmoniformes, Salmonidae. The transcript has 4 exons. Gene Ontology annotation, cellular component: postsynaptic density membrane; voltage-gated calcium channel complex; AMPA glutamate receptor complex. The record is from RefSeq and is a predicted model, not a curated record.